CUCUCGCCUCUCAUUUUCUCUCGUUCAUAACCAAAAUGGUGAAGAGAAGCAAGAAGAGUAAGAGUAAGAGGGUUCCAUUGAAGAAGAAGUACAAAAUCCUGAAGAAAGUGAAAGAGCAUAACAAGAAGAAAACCAAAGAGGCUAAGAAGCUUCUUCAAAGUGGUAAGAAGAAGGUUGAGAAGGAUCCUGGUAUUCCCAAUGAUUGGCCUUUUAAGGAACAAGAGCUCAAAGCACUUGAAGCUCGUAGAGAAAAGGCUAUUCAGGAAUUGGAACAAAAGAAAGCAGAUCGAAAAGAAAGGGCUCGUAAAAGGAAGUUGGGCUUGUCGGAGGAUGAUGAUAACUCUAAAUCAGUUGAAACAGCUUCUCUAGAAAAUGUUGCCACUGCUGCGAAGACUAAAGAUAGUUCGGAUAGGGCCUUUUACAAGGAUUUGGUAAAGGUUAUCGAAGCCUCUGAUGUUAUACUUGAGGUCCUUGAUGCCAGAGAUCCCUUGGGUACUCGUUGUGUUGACAUAAAAAAGAUGGUGAUGAAAGCAGGACCUGAGAAACGACUUGUGUUGCUUUUGAAUAAAAUUGAUCUUGUUCCUCGAGAAUCUGUCGAGAAGUGGCUUAAGUACCUUCGAGAAGAAUUACCUACUGUCGCUUUCAAGUGCAGUACACAACAGCAACGAUCAAACCUAGGGUGUAAAUCUUCUAAAAAAGUCAAACCAAGUAAUACUUUGCAAUUGAGUGAUUGUCUCGGAGCGGAGACACUUCUCAAACUAUUGAAGAAUUAUUCAAGAAGUACGAGAUCAAGAAGUCAAUCACUUUUGGUUUGGUUGGACUUCCCAAUGUUGGUAAGAGUAGUCUUAUUAACAGUUUAA
Molecule: messenger RNA, 860 nt
Organism: Lathyrus oleraceus (garden pea)
Lineage: Eukaryota; Viridiplantae; Streptophyta; Magnoliopsida; Fabales; Fabaceae
Product: guanine nucleotide-binding protein-like NSN1
Exons: 6
Coding region: 36-860 (274 amino acids)
Cellular component (GO): nucleolus
Source: RefSeq, a predicted model, not a curated record